GGGCUUCCCCCGACGGACCGACUUAGAUACACGGAAAUUUUUACUACUGGUUUGGAAAGAACGUAAACAGUGGUCUCGAGCGAGCAAGUCUGGCUUUACUGAUUUUGUUUCAUGGCAAUGACAAGCGGGAAAUAACGAUUGCAGGUGGUGCAUAGGUUUUUUAUUUUUAACCUGCGAAACAUGAACGUCACUAAACGGUUUCUGUUUGGCAUUUCGCUGGUCUUGACGGGACUCUUGGUGUAUAUCUUCCAACCCGAACCCCUCCGAAGUCGAGUGCUGUCACACGAAGUGACUGCAUUGAUUUUUUAUGCCUGUUUGGGUAUUUUGUCACUGGCGUGUAUUCUCAGCGGCUGGAAUUCCGAUGAAAGGGUUGACCCGUCGAACAAGGCGGUGUUUAUUACAGGAUGCGACAGUGGGUUUGGUCACAACCUGUCAAUCAGGCUUGACAGACUUGGCUACACCGUGUUCGCCGGAUGUCUCAUGCCCGACCGCGAGGGGGCGCAGCAGCUAAAGGAAGCUACCUCAGACAGGCUACAUAUCGUCGCCGUUGACGUCACGAAUGAUUGGCAAGUCCGGGAGGCGCAAAAAUAUGUCAAGGAAAACAUUGGCGAUAAAGCUCUAUGGGCUGUUGUGAACAAUGCCGGUGUAGCAGUCUUCACGGAAAUAGAGUGGUGUUCGGUAGAACAGUUUGAAAGAGUUAUGGACGUUAACGUAUUCGGCGUUGUUAGGGUAACGAAGGCGUUCUUACCUCUGAUUCGCUCAUCCAAAGGUCGAGUCGUCAAUGUCGCCAGUUUAGCAGGUCGCUUCACCCUACCAGCCUUCUCGGCCUACUCCAUGUCUAAAAAGGCGUGCAUCGCAUUUUCUGAUGGACUUCGUUUGGAGAUGACGAAGUUUGACGUCAAAGUCAUUACAAUAGAACCUGGACUUUACAGGACACCGAUAUCACAAGAAGGCUAUUUGAUCGACAUGAACCGGAAGUCAUGGGCGGAGACUCCAACAGACGUGAAAAAUGACUAUGGUGAAGAAUACUUCGAGAGUUUCCUGGAGAACAUCACCAAACAGAUGCGGCGAGCCCGCCCCAACGUGGACGAAGUCGUCGACCUCAUGGCCAAGGCCGUCGUCACAAAGUUUCCGAAGCAGAGGUACGUUCCGUACUGGAGAUCUAAUCUGAGAGCGCACAUUUUGAUGGCGUUGCCAAACUCGAUCACAGACAAACUGUUGACGGCUUACACACCUAAGGCGCCCGUGGAGGCCAAGAGGAGGGAAUCGGACAGAGAGAAAAAUAACGGAUCUCCAAAAUAAACGGACGGAGAGAAAAAUACCGGAUCUCCAAAAUAAAUGGACGGAGAGAAAAAUGACGGGACUUCAAAAUAACUGAACGGAGUGAAAAAUAACUCCAAAAUAAUUGGACACAGAUUUUUUUUUACGGAACUGUAGAAUAACUGGACAAACAAAAAUAACAGAACUCCAAAUUAACUGCAACUGUAAUCGGUCGUGAAUUUGACAAUAUGUAAAUGAAUAAUAGUCCUGUUUGAGUUUGUUUCGAUACGUACGUAAAGAAAAUAGUUAAUAUUACUGAUGGAACUGCCUCAGUAAAUAUAACAUCUCAUGUUUAACAUUCAUUUUUAUAUUCAUUUUUUGUAAUAUUCAUUCUUUAUUGGUCCAA
Messenger RNA from Gigantopelta aegis, 1666 nucleotides. RefSeq names its product 17-beta-hydroxysteroid dehydrogenase type 6-like. The coding region runs from base 181 to 1302 and encodes 373 amino acids. The transcript has 5 exons. The record is from RefSeq and is a predicted model, not a curated record. Lineage: Eukaryota; Metazoa; Mollusca; Gastropoda; Neomphalida; Peltospiridae.